Messenger RNA from Malania oleifera, 1053 nucleotides. Its product is annotated as putative cyclin-D7-1. Lineage: Eukaryota; Viridiplantae; Streptophyta; Magnoliopsida; Santalales; Ximeniaceae. The record is from RefSeq and is a predicted model, not a curated record. Gene Ontology annotation, biological process: mitotic cell cycle phase transition; regulation of cyclin-dependent protein serine/threonine kinase activity. Gene Ontology annotation, cellular component: cytoplasm; nucleus; cyclin-dependent protein kinase holoenzyme complex. Gene Ontology annotation, molecular function: cyclin-dependent protein serine/threonine kinase regulator activity. The coding region runs from base 1 to 1053 and encodes 350 amino acids. The transcript has 6 exons.
AUGGAGAUUACCCAACUCCUCUGCGACGAAGUGUGGCUUAGCAGCAGCGGCAGCGGCAACAGCGCUCCUUCUACCCCUCACUGCAACACCCACGGCGACCACGCAGCCAUGCUGCCGCCCAUUGCCUCGGAUCCCUUCUUCGCCACUAAAGAAGACUGCGAGGAGGGUCUGGCCACAUGCCUCCACAAGGAGUCAUCUUACAUGCCCCUUCCCCCAUACUCUCACCUUCUCCACCACUCCCCUGCUUUGGUUUCCUCUAGACUCCGAGCUAUUCAAUGGCUCAUCAAGUCUCGAAGUCGGCUGAAUCUCUCUUUCCAAACUCUCUUCAACGCCGUGAAUUACCUUGAUAGAUACGUUUCCACAAAUCAUUCUCACGGCUCUCGGAUUUUUGAAUUGGUGUCUGUGGCGUGUUUAUCAGUGGCAUCCAAGUUUAAUGAGACUUCCCCUCCUUCCUUGCAUGAAAUUCAAACGGAGGAUCUGGAGAAUUCAUAUGAAUGCAGCAUGAUCCAACGGAUGGAAUUGAAAGUGUUAGAGGCAUUAAGAUGGCGACUUAGCUCUACUACCCCCUUUUCCUACGUAGGACUGCUGCUGUGGAGCAUUGCAGACUCCCUCCAACCUCAACUUCUCCACCAUAACUUAAACACUCGAGUCACUAAUCUCCUUCUAGCUGCCCUUCAAGAUUACAAGUUCCUGGAGUUCAGGCCAUCUGUUGUCGCUGUUUCAGCCCUACUAUGCUGCUUAGAAGACCUAACCCCAUCAUCUGAUGCCCACCUCCCCUACAUUAGCACUCUCAUCCCCCAACCCCAAAAGGAAGCUCAGCAGGUGGAGUGCCAAAAGAUGAUGGAAGAGCAAUAUUUGCAGAGCAUAGCGGGAGGAGGGAGGCCGUCAUGCCGCUGCCCAUCAAGCCCAGUGAGCGUACUGUUGAAGGACCAGAUAGAUGUCCACUGCGGUUGUAGUACUCGUCUAUGCCGCUGCCUUAACACGCCUCCCCGUUCAAAAAUUGAUGAGCCAUCCGUUUCGAGAAAGACCAAGAGAAAGAGAGAAGAACAAUAA